UUUUUGUGUUGAAUGUUGACAGCAUAGGGGCUGUGUGCCCGAUACAUUCUAAGCUCACGGUCUCAGAGAGUAAAAACCUGAAGUUAGAAGCUCCAGUUGAAGCAGAUAGUAAACCAGAUCAGUGACACUAACCCAAAAUAGUGUCAGGGUCUGAGGACUAUGGCUACUGAAGUGGAUGUACCGGUCCUCCCAGGUAAUUGGAUGGCUCACCAGAUACGGGGUCUUCAAGAGGACACCAGGGGAAUGUUAGACCACAUCCCCAAGACCCCAGGGAGUGAGGCAAGUGACUACGGACCUUACAUGAGUUUGUUUGAAAUCACCUACGGUCCACGGACGGAGAUAUUGGACAGGGAAAAUCAACAGAAGAGAUUCCGUGUAAAGAAAAAACAAGUUAGGCCGUCCACAAGGAAACACAACUUCCCACAUCCUUCUAAGAUGUUUAUGAAGUGGAAAGUUCCAACACGCUUAGUAGACCAGUAUACUGCUGCUGCCCAAGGGAAAGCCUCGCAACCUCAGUGUAAUGAUCCAACCAAGGAAGAGGUAAUGGAACAGUUGGUUCAGCUGCAGAUAGACCCAGCCAAGCAUCAUGAGGUGCCCAGAACAGAUAAUCCAACACACAACACACAACGCAGUCCUUCCAUGCAUGCCAUGCACAACAGGACCAGGAAGUAUGGAGAUGCUUUGCCUGAAAUAGCUGGUGUCCAACCUAAAGCUUACUCUGCAGCCUCUGUGGCUGGCAGCCAGAGAAGUGUAAGAAGUGCCACUCUGCCAAGUCCACUGCAAGGAGAUAACAGGGGGGGAGCAGGAAUCAAGACCCCUGCCAUAGAGCGGUCAAAGACUGAGGUGAAGACCCCAGGUAUCUGGAAGACACAGUAUUCCAAGAGUGUAAUUGAUAAGGUGAUAAGACAAUCCAGCAAGUUUGCAGAAAUAGACAGGACACUACACAAGGCCUUGCUGCCAGAUGCUAAGCAAGCUGCACAAAAAUGGCUGUCAUCAGCAAGUGAACAAGAUCGUAGAGUUGCCCUCCAGUUUUUUCAAUCAGUUGCUGGCACUAAGCUGAUGGGAACCACAUGUGAGGAACAAAUGAACAGGCUGGAUAUGCUGUUAAAGCAACUGAACAGAGGACAACCAAUAGGAGCUUUCCUCCUACCAAGAUACAAAGGCCCAGGAAGAUUGCGAGAGAACACAAAGCUGCAAUAUAUCCGCCUCCUGUCUCCCAAAACACGCGACGCACGUCCCAUGCACACCACAUGGCAUCACCUUCCAGUGUAUCCUGACAAGAACAGAGUAGAGAACAAAAGCUCUCAUUUCACAGAGCCACAUCAGCACAUACCAAGGCACUUUGCUAUCCAUCCUGAUUGGGGAUAAAUUGACCAAUGAUUAACUGGAAUGAUAUAGCUGCCAUUCAACUCAGACCAUAUUUCCAGUAUGGGUCAAGUAUAAUCCAUUAAUAAAAGGGCAGGAUAUUUUUUAUCUUUAUCUGUAGAAAUGCAUAAUACAACUUAAAUUUUGAUAAACUAUAGUGUUUCUUUAGACACCAGUAGGUCUGAAAUAUACUUUCUUGUACUUUAUCGUGUACAAACUUACAGGCCACACUGUGAUACAUACAUGCUCAACUAAUGUUUAUUACUUGACAUAGGCAUUGUAUUAAUGUCUUUGCAGUAGUAUUCUUUCUAAUGAAGACAAUCACAUUAAGAUAAUAAGUUAACAACUUAAAAACAUUACCUCAUAAUGCUUAUUUUGUUGAUUUGGGAUGAUAAAGUUGUUUGCUCUGGGUUUUUCUUUUUUUACCAAUGCCCUUACAGGUCAUAAACCUGAUUUCGAAGACAGGACCUCUAGUGUGCAGUAUUUGGAAAACUUAACAAGAAUAUGACUCUUAUUGUGUGGUACCACUUACACUUUGAGGGAAAAUAGCGAAUUCUAAUUAUAUAGUACUUUAAGCCAUAAAUUCUUUAAACUAGCUCAUUCCUGUUGACACGUACCAACAAAACGCAAAGUCAGGUUACCUUAGAGUUCUACUUAAAACCACCACAAUUCCUGUAUACUUUAAUUAUAUAAUCACUUCAAAGCUAUGUUUCUGAAAGAUUUUUAAUUAAGAUUAAUAAUGUAUGUUGCGAUUUCUAAUUGGCCAGGUCAGGUAACAAGAUUGUACCAGACCUGAUAUUACAUUAUCUUAAACAACAUUAUUUCUUGGUCAUUAAUUAAUAUCUGUUAAAAAAGAUCAAAAGUUAUUAUUUGUCCAUAUAUAAGUUCAACUUCCUUACUUUGUUGAUCUCCUCUCCUUGAAUUAAGGCCGAAGGUAAGUUCAACAAUAAGUGGUUUAAGAACAUAUUUAAAAGUAAAAGACCGCAUGUUCACCUUGGGUGUAAAUCAGAUAUUUUUUUUUUAACAAAUCCUGUUUUCACCAUAGAUAUGUGUAUAAACUAAAGCAGUUUGAAUUGCUCAAGUAAUCCAUUUUUAUGUACAGACACAGUGUGUUGUCACCUGAAUUGCAGCUACUUUCUACUGUUAGCACAAUACAUAGAUACAUGUGGAACGUAUCCUCAAACUUACUGUAGUGACUGAUACCAGUGAAAUGCAGAUCAACUUCAAAUAGCAGCUUUUUGGGACCAUUUUUGUCUGGGAUUUUACUGUUUAGCAUUAAGUAUUAUUGCAUCACAGUUGACAAAAAGAUGAUUUGUUAUGCUCAAACUUCUGCAGCAUUUCGAGAAAUAUGCCAAUACCUUGUAAAAUUUAAACAUUUAUAUUACUGAUAUUGAUACAGUAUAUAUAUAUGUACACAUGGCAGCUUUGCUAUGCUCAUCACUUCAGCUCCAAAGCACAGCAGCUCAUUGUCUUCAACUACUCUUUAUUUGGAUAUGAAUUCCAUACUGUAACAUACAUGUACAUGUAUCUUGCAGAUCAAAAUCAUAUGUAUAUAUAUAUAUAUAUAUAUAUAUAUAUAUAUAUAUAUAUAUAUACAAAUUCAACCAUUCAAAACACUGAUAAACAAAGAAGAAUAUACACAAUUUUUAGUAAAUAUAUGUUUGACAACAGUUUCAAUUCUGACAAAAUCUGUGAUACCAGAAAGCAAUGAGUAGUUCAUAUUAAGCAAUUGCAAAUCUCCUUUUAUUGAACAAUGUAACUUGCUUCAUUAAUUUGUCAUUUUCUGUGUUUGAUUACACUUAUUGUAUGUCACUUCCAUAGCAAAUGUAACACUCUAUGCAUAAUAAACUUUUUGCACGUACCUGAAAUUGAAUCUGUUAUUUCUUAAAUUAAUAACAAAGUAGUAAAAACCUAUAAUACAGAAAUAUACAAGCUUUAUCAAGCCAAUGUUAUACAAGACUGUAACUCUACCUAUAUAAAAAACAGCUUAAUGUUUCUUUUAAGUUUUACUGCACUAUUUAAAUGGAAAUGGCAUGGGGAAAAGAAAUACUCAUUGUUAACUUAAUUGCGGCACAAAUAUUCAAACAAGUCAUAAAUUUUGCAAAAGUUGGUUCCAGUUAUUCAACAUAUUGGGUCAGAGAAAACAUUGGGUUGCAAACUACUGCCAAAAUGGCGAUUUCAUGACCAAAUUAUAUUUUAAAAACUUCCACAAAUCAAACCAAAUUCUAUCAAUGUUUGGUACAGAUUGUUCAGACGUCUCAGUUAUAAUGAUAUAUAUUACAUGAAUCUGUUAAUGUACUUUAUUCAUUGGGAAGAAAUGUAACCAAGUUUUAAAGGAAGUUUUCAGUUUCAAAAGGAUUAAAAGACUUAAAACAUCCUGCUGCAUAACACCGUUGGCUAUGUUCAAACCUGAAUUUCAUGUUUAAAAAAUCACGACAUUGUUAGAUUUAUUACAUAAUACAGGGAAAAUAGCAGUAGUGCAUGAAUCUUGAUGAGAUGCACUACUUUUAAGCCCCGCUAAGAAUCAUCACUUUCACCACAUUGCAUACAGGCAAGGCCAGACCAGGGUGGCCCGUCUGAUACUUCCAAGCGCAU
Molecule: messenger RNA, 3960 nt
Organism: Lingula anatina
Lineage: Eukaryota; Metazoa; Brachiopoda; Lingulata; Lingulida; Lingulidae
Source: RefSeq, a predicted model, not a curated record